AUGGGUGAGCCCUUUCCCAUCACCAUCCGAUGGAUGAUCCCGGAAGGUGAGAAGCACGCUGUGAACGAUUACACCGUGAAGAAGUGCGUCCUUGAUGCCAAAAGCGCCUUGAAAUGGUGCACUGACCUGAACCGAGACUUCUACGUGCAGGACGGCAGCCACAAAACCAGCUCAGCUGAUGACGCAAGCUUCAUCAAAGCAUGGUCGGGGGACGUUGGGAGUCAGGGGUCGCCCAGGGGAGAGCUCCGCGACAAGUGGGAAAAGAACAACAGCCGUAAGAAACGGAAGGAGCAACGGCAGCAGCGAGAGGGACAGAGUCAGGAGCCUGAAGCAGUUCGACCCUGCCGUCGACCAAACCGGAGGGAACUGCGGGAACUGCGGGAAGAACUUCCUGAGGCUCUAGCGGUUCACCUUUCUCUACUUCUGGGCGCUGAUGCCAUCAUGGUGCUGUCAGCCCUGCAAGGUCCACUGAUGGCCGUGAAGCAGUUGGCUCUGCUGGUGCAUCCCGAUAAGACACAGCACCCGCGUGCCGUGGAGAUCCGUGGAGCUUCUGCAGACGCACAGUCUGUUGGGCACGGAGAAGAACCUGGUGCCAAAGAAGCGUUCCAGCGCUUGGCCCCAGAAUUGCGCCGAGUGAGCGACGAUCAUCUCAGGGGGCCACCGGGGCGUAAGGGCGUCAGAAUGUCCAUCUCUGGUGGGGCCCUGAUAGGCGACCGCAACGACGACAACGCCUCGGCUGGUCCUGCGCCGAGCUGCCUGCUGCACUCUGACGAGCGACGGGUGGUGCCCUACUUCCUGGAGCCUGAUUCCGAAAAGCCUCUGCCUGUGAAGGCGAUGGAGGACCUCUAUUUCUUUGAAACGGAAAACGCCGCGGUGGCGAUCGCCCACGGCUCGUGCCCAAGUGGAUUCGCGCGUGGGAUUCGCGAACUCCCGGACCCCGGAUUUUACAAAUACUCGCCCAGCUAUUUGUCUCCUGGAUUGAUCCAGUUCAUGGGGUGCGAGCAGGUGCGACGCUGCCCACCGGGCUACUAUUGCUCUCGAGGGGGGCUCAGCCCACCUUUGGCCUGUGGCAAAGGGGUGCUCUGUAAUGAGUCCGGCUUGGUGACGCCCAGGCCUUGCCCUGCAGGCUUCUACUGUCCCACCUCCCUGCUGGCCUUGGAAUGUUUCCAGGGGAGCUUCUGCCCGGAGCGGAGCAUGGUGCCCCGCAGCUGUCGCAAAGGUUUCUAUUGCCCGAACCCGUGUUCCGAACACAAAUGCCCAUCAGGUCAUUGGUGCCCGGAAGCAUCCCAUCAGCCACGGAAGUGCAGCUGGUGGAACCGCUGCGCGGAAGGAUCUGGGUCGGUGAAUUGGUAUCGCCUGGGCCUCUCGCUGGCCAUUUGCGGCCCGGUGCUCUUCGAAGUGGCCUUACGCUUCAUCUUCAAACAGCCGGUACACGAGCAGACGGCCUUCAAGUCCCUUCAAGGCAUGACGUUGCCAUGUUUGAUCCUCCUCUGCACCACGCUGAUGAUGGCCUGGCUCCUGAUGCCCUGGGUGGCCUUGGCCAAAAGCAGCUUGCUGGUCUACACUAUGGCCAGUGUGGCAACACCUCAUCGUUUGAAGAUGUUGCGAUUUGUGCUGGUGGGUGCUGGUGCUUUGUUUGUCUCCGUGGUGCAAGGGGUCUUGGCAGCGGUCUGGCUCAUCUAUGUUCCCAUUUGCCUCUUUGCCGGUUUCCUUUUCGCGGCGCCCAACUUGUCGUAUCAAAAGCGCGGCUUCAACGCACUCUGUUGCCUCAGCAUGUCCUUUCUGAUGGCCGAUGCCUUUCUUUUCCUGGCUGGGGUCAGCUUCUCAGCAGAGGAAGAGAAGAAUGUGACCAUUGCACAGGGCUGUUUGGCGAUUGGUCACUUGUGGUUGCUUUUUGCGGCCGUUCUGGUGCUCUUCUACACUGAGAUUACUCGGCAGCAGAAUCUCCAAGCCCACGAGGCCUUUCUGGUGGAGGUGGAAAUGACGGAAGGAAACAUACCUGAGAGCGGCAGACGUAGCAUUCGUGGCAGCGUGGGCAUUGCAUUUCAGCUCCAGGACGUGGGCCUGACAGUGCGAAGUUCCAAGAAUACCGUCUUGAAAGAUAUUUCCUUGGAGAUAGCUGCCGACAGCAGCUGCGCCCUGAUGGGCCCUUCAGGCAGCGGCAAGAGCAGCUUGCUGAACGUCCUAACGGGACGAGCGUGGCACUACGGAGAGGUGUCAGGGACUAUCACGGCUAACAACGAAGCCAUUCCGGAGGGGCUGGAAUCCAACUUGAAGACAAAGAAUGCUUCGGGAUUCGUGCCCCAGGAUGAUGUGAUGCACACAGAGCUCACCGUCUACGAGAACGUCUACUUCUCCGCCCGGCUGCGUCUGCCGCCCAAUACGGGGCUGGUGGACACCGCUGCACGGGUGGAGACCGUGCUGAAGGACGUGGGCAUUGCGCAUGUCAAGGACACAGUGGUUGGGAACGCCGAAGUGCGUGGCAUCAGCGGAGGGCAACGAAAGCGCACGUCCAUUGCGAUGGAACUGGUGGGAGACCCCUCGGUGCUGUUUCUGGACGAACCAACGAGUGGUCUGGAUGCAGCUGCUGCACAUUCCAUCGUGAAACUGAUCUGCAACAAGUCGAGUCUACGUUGCACCACGGUGGCUGUGAUUCAUCAACCACGCUGGCAAACCCUGGAGUGCUUCGACCAGGUGGUUCUCCUGGCCACGGGCGGCUUCUUGGUCUACUCCGGUGCCGUGGCCGAGAGCGUGAACUACUUCACCCAGGUGCUUCAUGCGGAGAUCCCUGACAAGGCGAAUCCUGCCGAUUGUUUCCUGGACUUCAUCGACAGUUCCAGCUCCGAGUCGAGCGAAGCCUCUCAUGACUUGGCCGCCCAGUGGCGAUCCAACGCGCAUUCUGUGGCCCCCUUUCGCUCCGCGGAGGAGGUACAGGCGCCUCCACCCCUGUCCUCGUACGAGAAGUUUCGGCCUGGCGUUUCGGAGACCUUCUGGACCUUGUACCUGCGCUGUUGCCUCCAGGUGUGCCGUCUCUGGAAGCAUCGCGUGACGAAUCUGGGCCUCGUGGCCUUAUUUCUGGUCGUGGUGCGACUUCUACUGGGUGAUGACGGAGACUUCGAAACGAUUCUGACGAAGAUGGGCAUCGCCCAAUCAAUGCUGAUGCUCCCGGUGUGCAUCCAUAGUAUGUAUGUCUUCAGCUGCGACCGGCUUGAAAGGCAGCGUGAGGAUACUGCUGGGAUUCCUAUCUUGUCUCAGUACCUGGCAAAGGACCUCUGCCAUUUCGCGGAGAUGCUGCUCUUCGCGAUGUUGUGGACAGGUAUUUACGGCCCGUUCUCCCAUGUUGCGGCAGCACCUUGGGUUCUGCUGCGUCUGUCAGUGGCACAGUGCUAUUUGGCUUUUGGUAUAUCUUUCUUCUUGUCAAUGAACCUGCCCAGCCAAUCCACGGCCACCGUCACCAUCAUGUUAUUGCUGGUGGUGGCGCAGCUGUGUUCGGGUGUGGACAUGAUCGCCUAUGGCAAUGUGCAUGGAGCGCUAGGUGGCCUAGGUUGGGUGAUCUUCAUGUUGUCACCGUCGUUUUAUACGGUGGAACGAAUUCUACCAAUUCUUCUGAACGAUGGCUGCACAGAACCCUUGCGACGCGCUGUCUGCGAUGGAGUUCUUCAAAAGAAGGGUGUGAGUUGUGAAGUGCCACCAAGCCACCUGAGAUCCAACGGGCUCUUUGGCAAGCUCCUUGGGGAACCGAUCUUCUUAGAAGAUAUGAAGAGUUCCUACAUUUUCUUGGCUUCGGACAUCCAACUGGUGAUGUUUGGAGUGGCGCUGCGCGCCAUCACUCUCUUCCAAUUAUUGCUGAGAGCAGGCCACAAUGGUGACUUGAGUCACCGGAUCAUUUGUCGCGUGGCGCUGCCUCUGGUGGCAAUCUUCCUGAUCUUCACAAUUCCAUUGACUUCGAAUUCGUCGGAUGCAGGGUGGCUGGCCCCCUAA
Messenger RNA from Cladocopium goreaui, 3981 nucleotides. The record is from the annotation of a GenBank genome assembly. Lineage: Eukaryota; Dinophyceae; Suessiales; Symbiodiniaceae.